This is a messenger RNA of Prunus persica (peach), 1842 nucleotides long. Its product is annotated as cytochrome P450 85A. Gene Ontology annotation, molecular function: heme binding; monooxygenase activity; oxidoreductase activity, acting on paired donors, with incorporation or reduction of molecular oxygen. The transcript is spliced from 9 exons. Gene Ontology annotation, biological process: sterol metabolic process. The record is from RefSeq and is a predicted model, not a curated record. Lineage: Eukaryota; Viridiplantae; Streptophyta; Magnoliopsida; Rosales; Rosaceae.
ACUCUUAAUCUUUGUUGGGUCUAAGUUCAAAACUUUGGAAAGAGCUAAGAACAAUUUAUUUAGUCAUUUAAUUAUUUUUCUGAGUGUGCUUUUACUUCUGGAGGUCAUCGAUUAGGGUCCCUCAAUUUGUAUAGGGUGCAUGGAUUGGCCUAUCUGGCCUUUUUCUCUAAUGCAUAUGGUGGUUGAGACUUGAGAGAGGCCUAUAUAUAUGCACACUUUUGGCUCUCUCAUAAACUAGAGCAUGCCCAUACCAUUGAAUGCUCUGUGUCUAGGGGUUUUGCAGCUUCUAGGGAGCAUCAAUGGCUGUGUUCAUGGUGAUACUUUGUGUUCUCUUUGUCCUCUGUAUCUGCUCUGCUUUGCUGAGAUGGAAUGAAGUGAGGUACAGGAAGAAAGGCCUCCCUCCAGGCACAAUGGGUUGGCCAGUUUUUGGGGAGACUACUGAGUUUCUCAAACAAGGCCCCAACUUCAUGAAAAACCAGAGAGCAAGGUAUGGUAGUUUUUUCAAAUCCCACAUACUGGGGUGCCCUACAGUUGUUUCCAUGGAUCCAGAGCUCAACAGAUACAUCCUAAUGAAUGAAGCCAAAGGGCUUGUUCCUGGCUAUCCUCAGUCCAUGUUGGAUAUAUUGGGAAAAUGUAACAUUGCAGCAGUUCAUGGCUCCACUCACAAGUACAUGAGAGGCUCAUUGCUUGCCCUCAUUAACCCAACCAUGAUCAGAGACCAGAUUUUGCCCUAAAAUUGAUGGACUUCAUGAGAUCCCACCUUCAGUGGUUGGGCUAACCAAGUCAUCAACAUUCAAGAAAAGACCAAGAGGAUGGCACUUCUCUCAUCACUUAAGCAGAUUGCAGGCAUUGAGUCAAGCUCAAUUUCCUGCAAGCCAUUCAAGACUGAGUUCUUCAAGCUUGUUUUAGGCACCCUUUCAUUACCUAUUGACCUUCCUGGCACAAAUUACCGCCGUGGAUUCCAGGGAAGGAAGAACAUCAUAUGCAUGCUGGAACAGCUCAUAGAGGAGAGAAGGGCUUCCCAAGAAGUCCAUCAAGACAUGCUUGGUUGCUUACUGAGUGAUGAAAACAGAUACAAACUCAGUGAUGAAGAAAUAAUUGAUCACAUAAUCACGAUCUUAUAUUCGGGUUAUGAGACCGUUUCGACUACUUCAAUGAUGGCUGUGAAGUACCUCCAUGAUCAUCCCAAAGCGCUUGAAGAACUCAGAAAAGAACAUUUGGCAAUCAGAGAAAAGAAAAGGCCAGAGGAUCCAAUUGACUGGAAUGACUUGAAAUCCAUGCGGUUUACUCGUGCGGUGAUAUUUGAGACCUCAAGAUUAGCUACCAUUGUCAAUGGGGUGCUGAGGAAAACCACUCAAGAUAUGGAGCUAAAUGGUUAUCUGAUUCCAAAGGGGUGGAGAAUUUAUGUUUACACCAGAGAGAUUAAUUAUGACUCCUUUCUGUAUCCUGAUCCAUUAACCUUCAAUCCAUGGAGAUGGCUGGACAAGAGCUUGGAAUCUCACAACUACUGCCUUAUAUUUGGAGGGGGCACAAGGCAGUGUCCAGGAAAGGAACUUGGAAUUGCAGAGAUUUCAACUUUCCUGCACUACUUCGUAACUAGAUACAGGUGGGAAGAAGUUGGGGGAGACAAACUGACGAAAUUUCCAAGAGUAGAGGCACCAAAUGGACUGCACCUUAGGGUGUCUCAUCUUGCUAACUGAAUUAUGUACAUGGAAAAGAAUAUAAGAGAGAGAGAGAGAGAGAGAGAGAGAGAGCAUAUGAAAGAAAAUAUUUAUGAUGUAUGAUAACGUGCUAACACAAUAGAGAAUCAAUGAAAUUGAGCAAUUUCCUUUUGUCGGCUAA